AUGAGGCUGCCUUCUCUGCUCAAGCUCGGCUGCGCCUCGGUGCUUGCCACCCUUUGCAUCUUCCCGCACCGCAGCAUAGCUGUUGGCGGCGAUGCCGGUCCUAGCUCUGCCCCUUUUUGGGUAGAAAGGCCAACGCCCAGGGUAGAGAAUUACAUCACGUUGCUCCAUCCGCAUCGCAUCGCUCUGCUGCGCCACGAUGCUCAGCUGCAUCCCAACGUGGACUCGUAUCAGUAUCUGCCCUUCAUGGACGGCUUUCCCCUCUUCACCACGCGCACCGAUCCAGAGACGGCCGAGAUGGCGCUCAGCUACUACGGCCGCGUAGGCAUCCUCGACACCGCAAGGCACGACGGCCGCUUGAUCAAGUACGGCAACGCACGUCUCGAGCAGGAUCUCUUGCCCGACCUCGACCGCGCCCUGAACCUGCACAGCCUCGACUCCAAGGUGCACCGUCUGCGUCAUCUUGUGCUCCGCGGUGGGAUCGCCGUGCCGCCUCGGCCGGACAUCUUGUCGCUGCCACACGUCAGAGGAGUUCCCGUCCUCACCGCCGAAUUCUCCACGCUCGACCAGAUGCUUCACGCUGCUGGAACGGGCAAUGGCGACUUCUGGUACCUUCGAAGUUCAGCGCCCAUCGUCAAGAUCACGCCGCGCGAGGAAGGCCUGUACGAGCUGGCCACCGCGCGGGACGUGCGGGAGAUCGAGCGCGUCAGCUCAGGCGUGCGCCAUGCCAGGCUGCGGUACGGCGACUCGCUUUCCUCCCUCCUUUGGGGCGCGCCCAUCGAGCUGAGGGACUUGCAUCGCCAAGACCGCAUCAGGCGCCCUUCGCUCGCUCACUAUCCGCGACUCGUCGAUAGCGAAUCGCGCGACGAGAUGAUCCAUGCGCUUCAGACGCGUGGACGAUUCCGCCUCUACAGGUCCGGCCAACACGCGGGAGAGAGGUUCAAGGUGAUGCUCAUCAAUCCUGAUGCUCAGCAGGGCACGCGCAUGCGCAUAGAGGUCAGACCGCUCACUAACUGGGAACGAACCCAGGAAGACUGGUUGGUUCGGCUCGGCAAGACCCGUCUGCCUGUCUGA
Messenger RNA from Moesziomyces antarcticus, 1071 nucleotides. RefSeq lists its product as uncharacterized. Lineage: Eukaryota; Fungi; Basidiomycota; Ustilaginomycetes; Ustilaginales; Ustilaginaceae. The coding region runs from base 1 to 1071 and encodes 356 amino acids. The transcript has a single exon. The record is from RefSeq and is a predicted model, not a curated record.